AUGAUGAAGUUGUUGCUCAAACAACGUCAAGAAGAGGAGCGCAUAGCUGCAGCCAAAGCUGCUGAGGAAAAAUUAAGGCAAGAGGCUGAACUGUUGGAAGCAUCCAAAAAUGCUGUACCAAACGAGACCCAGCAGAAUGCUGAUACGAUUCCGGAAAACCAGCUAGAAGAAUCUAGUGAGCAUUCGGAUGAAACGUUCGACCAGCAAGCCAGUGAGCAAACUCGAACGGCCGAAGAGGAGCAUGAGAUACGUGAACAAGAGCACACGCACGAAGAACCAGGUUAG
Echinostoma caproni is the source of this 285-nucleotide messenger RNA. The record is from the annotation of a GenBank genome assembly. Lineage: Eukaryota; Metazoa; Platyhelminthes; Trematoda; Plagiorchiida; Echinostomatidae.